Desarmillaria tabescens is the source of this 2384-nucleotide messenger RNA. RefSeq lists its product as uncharacterized. The transcript is spliced from 10 exons. Gene Ontology annotation, molecular function: DNA-binding transcription factor activity, RNA polymerase II-specific; zinc ion binding; RNA polymerase II cis-regulatory region sequence-specific DNA binding. The record is from RefSeq and is a predicted model, not a curated record. Bases 174 to 2384 code for a protein of 736 amino acids. Gene Ontology annotation, cellular component: chromatin. Lineage: Eukaryota; Fungi; Basidiomycota; Agaricomycetes; Agaricales; Physalacriaceae. Gene Ontology annotation, biological process: regulation of transcription by RNA polymerase II; DNA-templated transcription.
AUCUCUUUCUUGCGGUCUAAUCCCUCCGGGGACGCAACGUAAACGCUCCGAUGAGUAGGUUUUGAAUGAUGAUGAUCUUUAAAUUUAAAGAAUCAAGAGGGGAUUAAUGUGUCCACGAGGAGCGGACUUAUAACCUCCCAACGCGAAUUCCCCUCUCUUUGUCCCUUUUCGCCAUGAGUCCUUCCCCUCCGUCCUAUGACUCUCUUACAUUUCAGAUGAGCCCUGUGGUCGAACUCAAAGCGAAUGGAGAAGUGUCUCGUAUACGCUCUCACAAGGGGAAUGCUCCAACAUUGCCUCAAACGAAGUACUGUCCUCUAUGUCCUGCCAAGUUCACGAGGACGACACACUUGCAUAGACAUAUCCGUUCACACACCAACGAACGUGCUCACCGAUGCGAUUUGUGUGGCGCCGAAUUUACUAGGAGCGAUCUCUUGACAAGACACAAGAAGACGUGCGGGGAUCCGCUCAGUGCACAUCGAUCACGAAGGAAGUCUUGUCAGGCCUGCGCUGAGUCCAAAGUCAAAUGCAACCUCCAGUAUCCUUGCUCAAAAUGCGUCUCGCGAGGCAAAAAAUGCGUUUUUAUCAAUGAUCCUGCUGUUUCGCGGCAUAAAAAAUAUGGAGCAAGAAAACGUUCAUCCCAGGUCAAAACAGAGAGUCAACCCAUUAUCAUUCCCGAUCAAAGGUCCUCCUGCUCGCCAUCCUCGCCCGCUUCCUCACCCGAUUCUCUGCAAUCACCUACCUUUCAUCGUACCUUGCUUCCGGGGCUUGACUUCCAUUGCACACCAGGCUUUUCCCCCUCACUGUCCUCGCACUCCUCGCCUCCAUCGGACAUUUUCGAUACAAUCAUGGACGAUGAUGCUGCUACCGAGGCCAUUAUCAACGGAGAUGGCGAGCUAACCAGGCUCGAACCUCAUAUGGACAAGAUGUUUUCCAAUGGGAUGUUCGACUCGCUUCUCGAUCAUUUAUCAUUCUCCAAUCAUGACACAAAUAAUGCUGUGGUUUCUAUGCCUACGCCACCGGAAUAUGGUUCACCUUUGGAAUUGCCUCGCACUGACUCACCCCCAUUUACCGCUUCUUCCGGAGGAUGCUCAAACCCAUCAAGUAUGUCUAACGGUAUAAGUCCGGCCGACACUGAACAACAACAAUAUCUUUAUCUUUUCUUCUCCGCAUUCUGUACCCAGCUCCCUCUAGUGCACCCGUCUACAUGGAUGACGGAAGAUAAACCUCCCAUUCUUAUUCGCGCAAUGCAAGCAUGCGGCGCACUUUUUGUUAAGACCCGACGAGCCGCUAACUUCAUUACCGAAACUUUAUCUUCAACGCGGGAUUUGUUGAUACAUGAAUUUACCAAGGUCACGUGUGGUCCGAAGGAGCAGGAUUGUUUGAUUCUAGCUGCCGUCUUGCUGCAGACUAUUGGUCUCUUUCACCAGCGUGCCGACUUGCGGGUGUCUUCUAAUGUUUAUCAUGGGAUGUUAGUAAUGAUGAUCCGGAGGACAGGAUCUAUCGCUCGUUCGCGUUCUUGGGUUGCCCCUGAUAUGAAUGAUCCCGGUGUAUUGGAACAUGCAUGGCGGGAAUGGGCUUUUCACGAAACCAUCAAACGGGCUCUUCUCCUUUCUUACCUUCAUGACUGCUGUCAUUCUGUUUUCUUUUCCAUGCGACCGUCCUUCCUGACGGCCGAAUUCGACAUUAAUUUGCCAUGCGACGACGCCUUGUGGAAAGCUCAAACGUCGAUGGAAUGGUCUGAGCUUCUUCGGAAGCCUUCUCCAUACGGAAUAGGUUCAAGCAGGUUGUACGGUGUCGGCAUGCAGCAAGCGCUGACUAAUCUAGGAGAGAUGCGACUUUCAAUCUCGCACGCCCCUCUCAAUCCCUUUUCCCAGUUUAUCCUCAUCCACACCAUUCUUCGCAAUAUCUAUAUCUCCUACUCGCGGAGCACUUCUGAUAACACAUUCUUUCUGCCUUCCGCAUCAGCGUUACCAUCUGAGUCUGCCGUUGAUGAUGGGCGCCGAGGAAGCCAUUUUGCAACUCAGUAUGCCCUACAUAACUGGCUUCAAUCUUGGAUACACUGCCCGGAUGCAACAAGGUCGGAAGAUGAUUCAGAUGAGCCACCAUUCGCCUAUAAUGCCCUGCCUUUCUACUGGCUCGCACAGAUCUCACUUUUAGCAAUCCAGGAGGGUGGGGCGGCUUGGGUUGAGGAAACAACGGAGAACAGAUUCCAUCUUAUGAAGGAAUGGCUGGAUCGAAUUCGGUUUUUUCUGCGACAGAACCAUGAAAUUCCCCCUCACCUGUGGGAGGAGCUGAUGGUUAUUCGACGUCAAAUCUCCCAAGCUGACGCGAGUAGUUUAGGGGAACACCCCAACGGUUUACUAUCUUUCUUCUCCGAGCAUUGA